UUCUCAAAGAUAACGCCAAAAACAAGAAAAGAAAUAGUGUUUUGUUUGUCUUGUCACGAGGUCACGAUUUUAUUUACUAUAUAAACUUAGACAAGUUUGAGAUCCAUAGCUCCUAUUGCUCCUGAUAGAACAGACCAACAAUCUUGGUGAAAUCAUGAAGCUUCUUCUUCUUGUAGCUGCUGUAAUAGUUGCAGCCUCGGCCAAAGCCGUAUCAUUGAACGACUUAGUCAUAGAUCCAAACUGGAUUCAUACUCUGGGCAAAAAAGAGGAGAACUUCAACUUAGCGGAAAUCGUUGCCAACAUUGGAAAUGUCGUCCAUGUCAUUGACAGCUUUGUUUCAGGGGCAGCUGCCAAGAGAGAAGUCUGCUUCACCGUUCUUGGAGCUAAAGUUUGCACAGACCCAACCAUUAGCGGCAAGAGAGAGGAAAACAUCAACCUAGCCGAGAUUGUUGCCAAUAUUGGAAAGGUCGUCCAUGUCAUUGACGGAUUUGUCAGUGGAGUCACCGCCAGAGACGUUGAAAACAUCAACCUAGCUGAGAUUGUUGCCAACAUUGGAAAGGUCGUCCAUGUCAUUGACGGAUUUGUCAGUGGAGUCACCGCCAGAGACGUUGAAAACAUCAACCUAGCCGAAAUUGUUGCCAACAUUGGAAAGGUCGUCCAUGUUAUUGACGGAUUUGUCAGUGGAGUCACCGCCAGAGACGUUGAAAAUUUUAAUUUAUCUCAAAUCGUUGCCAACCUUGGAAACGUUAUCCACGUUAUUGACGGAUUUGUUUCUGGUGCAGUUGCCAAGAGAGAAGUCUGCUUCACCGUUCUUGGAGCUAAAGUUUGCACCGACCCAACCAUUAGCGGCAAGAGAGAGGAAAACAUCAACCUAGCCGAGAUUGUUGCCAACAUUGGAAAGGUCGUUCAUGUCAUUGAUGGAUUUGUCAGUGGAGUCACCGCCAGAGACGUUGAAAACAUCAACCUAGCAGAGAUUGUUGCCAACAUUGGAAAGGUCGUCCAUGUCAUUGACGGAUUUGUUAGUGGAGUCACCGCCAGAGACGUUGAAAACAUCAACCUAGCCGAGAUAGUUGCCAACAUUGGAAAGGUCGUCCAUGUCAUUGAAGGAUUUGUCAGUGGCACCACCACAGGGGCAAAGAGAGAGGAGCAAGAUAUCUGCCUAACAAUCUCUGGUAUAAAUGUAUGUGUCUAAACAGAAAUAAUGUCACACGUUGUAUUUGCAUUACUCAAUAAAUAGUAAAUUUGUUCUAUUAAACAACGAGACAAAAACAUU
Messenger RNA from Biomphalaria glabrata, 1273 nucleotides. RefSeq lists its product as uncharacterized. Bases 155 to 1192 code for a protein of 345 amino acids. Lineage: Eukaryota; Metazoa; Mollusca; Gastropoda; Planorbidae. The transcript is spliced from 2 exons. The record is from RefSeq and is a predicted model, not a curated record.